Molecule: messenger RNA, 1538 nt
Organism: Agrilus planipennis (emerald ash borer)
Lineage: Eukaryota; Metazoa; Arthropoda; Insecta; Coleoptera; Buprestidae
Product: renin receptor
Exons: 6
Coding region: 17-1078 (353 amino acids)
Biological process (GO): positive regulation of Wnt signaling pathway
Cellular component (GO): external side of plasma membrane; membrane
Molecular function (GO): signaling receptor activity
Source: RefSeq, a predicted model, not a curated record
CUAUGAUGUCAGUCAUAUGAUUGUAAGGUUGGGCGAUUUUCAUUAUCGGUGUUUAAAGGUACUUAAUCUGGAAAAUAUGAUCAAAGUUUCUGUUUUAAUUUCAUAUUUAUUAGCCUCUGUUUACUGCAGUGGCGAAUUCAUAGUGCUUCAUGCUCCAAAAAGUAUUCAAUUUAAGGGACAAGAAAAGUUAGACGAAAGUCUAUUGAAAGAAGUUUAUUCUGCUGCUUUAGGGCAACCUAUUUUUCAGUCAUCGAAAUGGUCAGGAAUGUAUUUUACUGAUCCAUUCAAUUUAGCAGAGUCUAUCGUUACAAUAGCAGUUGAUGGUAUUACAGAUUUAGAUAAUGGUAAAGGGAUCAGUUUUCCACUCAAUGCUGAUGAAUCAGAAGCUGAUGUUUUUGGAGCCCUGGAAACAAGAAUUUACGAGCAAGAUCCAGAUGCUCAAAAGAACAUUAUUAGAAUUGAUUUGAGCCAAGGUUUAGAUUCAAUUCAGUCCUAUAAUUUUCUGAAUGAUAUCAAAUCUGUGGAACCAGAAAAACAGUACAAGCAUUUAAAGGUUGGAUUCAAAGAAGACAGACAAUUUAUUAAUGAACUUCAGUUGCUGAAUGCUAUAACAGAAAAGAUUGAAAGUGGGGCCUACCAACGUUCCCCAGCCCCAAGUGUCUUUUGGUUUAAAUUUUCUGCAUACAAAAGUGUGGUUAAUUUUCAUGGAGAAAACUCUACAGCAGCCAAUGAAGCUAAGGUUCUUUUGUUGGAUGCUAUUGCCCGUUUACAGAGUGCAUUCAAAAAGUUGUAUAGUGGUGAUGUCCUUGUAAAUGUGUUAACAAAUGAAAUAAGUCAUAAAAGGGUAGCUCGAGCUACUUCUAAUGAAGUAAAAGAAGGUUCAGAUUCAUUUGAUGAUUUAAAUCUUGCUUCCACGUAUAACGAAAAUUUCCCUGUCAUAUUCAACAUUAUUUUAUGGUUCAGUGUAAUAAUGGCAUUUACUCUCCUUGCUAUAUCUGUUGUAAUUGGAGACAUGGACCCUGGACGUGACUCCAUCAUUUAUAGAAUGACCAGUACUCGAAUGAAGAAAGAGAACUAAAUGAUUUUUGUAGACCUAUUGAGUAGUUUUUGCUGUAUUACUUUGAUUUAAUUUUAUAGGGUCAUCAAAUGUAGCCGUUUUCAGUCUCAUUAAGCUUUAUCGUACACAACUAUUUUUCUGUGAUUAUUUGUUGCAAGAUGAAUUAGCUUACUUGUCACAUAUUUCUUUUAUUGUUUGCGAUAAGUCAUUCACAAUCAUUUUGUAAAAUAAUUCUUGACUUAUUGCGUAGUUUGUUCAAACAUUUUUCUGCAGCUAUGUAAUUUAGCGAACUAUACCAAUAUGUAAUGGAACGAUAAAUGUAUGUGUCAGUAUUUAAUUUUCAUUAUGAUAAAUGUAAUAUAAUAGCACAAACGUUACUUUAAAGUGAUAUUGUAUAUGAACAUCAUUUCAGUUGUUAAAGGAUUGGUAUUUAAUGUUGUAUUUGUUACAUUUUAGGUAAUAAAGAAAAAUAAAUGAAAAA